Racocetra persica is the source of this 416-nucleotide messenger RNA. NCBI's taxonomy places the organism in Eukaryota, Fungi, Glomeromycota, Glomeromycetes, Diversisporales, Gigasporaceae. The record is from the annotation of a GenBank genome assembly.
AAGAUCAUUGGGUAGUAAAAAAUCUUCCAGAAGAUCAGUGGAUAAUUAAUGAAGGUAAACAUGUUUUAAAAAAUACAAAAGUUAUAGAAGGAGAUCGUGCUAUUGGCUAUGCAGGAGUUCGCGCAAAAUGUUAUAGUGUUGUUUGUGAAAAUUCACGAAAAAAUAUGAUAAAGGCUAAAGGUCUAAAAAAGUCUCUUAUCAAGAAAGAGCUUAACCAUAAAAUAUUCGAGAACUGUAUUUUAGAAGGAAAAAAGGAUCAGCCACGAACUGCACAAUUCUUCCGAAGUUACAGACAUCGAAUGUAUAGAAUAAAGCAAACAAAGAGAAAUAUUAACCCAUUAGAUAUGAAAUUGUGGAUAGCUCGUGAUAUGGAAACAAUAUAUUUAUAUGGUGAUUGUGAAAUUCCAGAAGAAUAA